GCACUUUCGACUACAUCCCCACACUUUAUUUAAUACUACCUUGCUUAUUUCUAUUCGAAGGGCGGACUUCAUGAUGCUCGGAACAAAGCGCAAGCAUGAUGAGACGCGUGAAAUUCGAACACGGGCUUCCCUUGCCUGUGACACAUGUCGCCGACAAAAAGAGAAAUGUGAAGGUGGCCAACCUUGCUGGCGAUGCGAGAGAUUGGGUCGUCCUUGUCAUUUCCAGCAACCACCGAAUCGACCAUCGUUCGAUGAAAGGAUAGUACGAAAGGAGAGUAAGACUAACAAUGUCCCUAAGGACGAUGGCCGACGGGUCGCAAAAUUGGAAUAUAUCGUGCGACACUUUCUCGGGGAUGUACCUCUGGAUGAAAAAAACAUCGCCCGAAUUAUUGACCAGAUGGAAGUGCCGUCGAAGGAUGAUCCAGAGCAGGAUGAAAUAACAGAGGAAUCGUUUGAUGUCCGUUUUGUGUCAAAGAAUACAGCUCACUAUUCCGGGGAGUUUUCACACUGGAACUUUUCCCAGAAACUCCAUAACAAAAUGAACUGUCAAAUUGAUAGACUCAACAAAAAUACUUCAUCCAGGGGGACAGGUUUGAUCAAAGAUUAUUGGAGGCCGACACAGCUCCAGUCGCACUCGAAUAUCAUAUCCGACGCGGUCGAUCAGUUGCCACCAAGACCAGUGGCUGAAUUCCUCGUCAGUAUAUUCUUCGAAUAUGUGCAGCUCAAUUGCUUCUACACGGAAGAAAGUUGGAUCAAAGAGAAGCUCGACGUCUGCUAUAAUCCCCGUGCAGAAUAUGUGGCCACUGAUAUAUCCUGGGUCUGUGCCGUCUUCAGUGUGUUGGCCAUUGGCAUUCAGGUUGCCCAUAUGGAGGAGAACAAGAAGGAGGAACAUUCAGAUGCAGUAUCUGAGUCUGCGACUGCCUGUGAAGAUUCAGUUGGGCUUGCAUUCUACCGUAUUGCAUCCGGAAUGGUGCCAGAUGUUAUAGCCAUCGCUUCACAUGAGAGUGUACAGGCCUGUCUGCUUCUCGCCACGUACACUUUACCGAUAUCUACCGGUGGUCUGGCAUAUACAUAUCUGGGUCUGGCUAUAAAAAUGUCAGUCCUCAAUGGUAUGCAUCGUCAGUAUGUGGGAAGGGAGUGCGAUGACAGAACAAUUGAAUUGCGAAAUCGUCUUUUCUGGACAGCCCAUAGCCUGGAACGAAAUAUAAGCAUCAUGCAUGGACGCCCUGGAAGUAUCGCCAGUUCGGAUAUCAGCGUGCAACUGCCACACUUAUCGCCUUCAUUCGAAUCGCCCAACUUUGCAAACAUGAUGGCGUAUAUUCAAUUGACAUCGUGGUUGGCCAGAGUGGCCGAGACACUGUCACAACUUAGAAAAUGCCCCAGACGACUUGUUUCUGACUAUUUGGCACGAACGAUACGACUCCGAACGACUAUCCGACAAUGGUGGGACUCUCUGCCAGAAGACAUCGAAUGUCGAGAUAUGAAUCCACAAGGACCUCUCUUCCGACACAACUCCCAUCUAAAGCUGUGCUAUCUUCUUAUAUUUAUCUACAUGGGUCGUCCUUUUAUAUUCUAUCAUAAUGAACACAAAAGGGAUAGUACUGUCCAAGAAUCAACAAUAGACUCGAGUGGUGGAAAUCAAACAUCACGCUCAACAUUGACCGAAGACUGCGUGCAGAGUGCCCUGGUGAUCAUCGAUGCAUUACAAUCGCUAUUGGACAACACUGGACUGUGCCGUGCUUCAUACACGGAGUUCAGCUCAUGUCGAGCAGCCCUUCUUGUGAUUCUCGCCGAAAGUCUCAACCGUCCAAGAUCCAAGAACCUCCGAGAUGCUCUCACCCGUGGCAUGAAGCUAAUUCGGAAGAUGAGUGGAGGGUGCUCGACUGAGUCUGAAAUCUCACUGAUUGAGUCUCUCGAAGCAGCGGUUUGUCAGUUAUCUUUGUGGCAAGAGGGGAAUGAUGAAUCCAGCUCUGGGACUGAACAGGGACCUAAGUCAGCAUAUGCUCAGUUCAAGAGUUGGACUCAAGCAAUGAAAGGAGCAGACUCUACUGGGAGUGCUGUGGAAUUGUCUUCUUUUAGUCCUCGAUCACUCAUGACGCCUGGAUCAGAAGGUCUCUACAAUACAGAGAUGGGCAAUAUGCUUGACCUUCCCCAUCUCGAGUGGACAGAGAAUGGCAUACCUGGAUUUGAUGGAAAUUUAUUUUCAUUUCCAGAUGAUUGACAGGGAGGACAAAGCUCAUUCAUUGAUUGUAUUCUAGCCAAACACCAUGUAUUGUGCACGCUGUACCCAUGUUCGCCUCUCGCUCUGUUCUCGUUCUUUCCGCUGCUCUUUUGUCAUGGCAUCGAAUCGAUCCUGUUCGUCAAAUGCCAGAGCCUGAUCAAAGCCCAUGUCCAUCGGUUUUACUAUCUUUGUUUUGAAAUAGAACUUGUAUACAAAGUAGU
This is a messenger RNA of Aspergillus wentii DTO 134E9, 2442 nucleotides long. RefSeq lists its product as uncharacterized. Lineage: Eukaryota; Fungi; Ascomycota; Eurotiomycetes; Eurotiales; Aspergillaceae. Gene Ontology annotation, molecular function: zinc ion binding; DNA binding; DNA-binding transcription factor activity, RNA polymerase II-specific. The coding region runs from base 71 to 2221 and encodes 716 amino acids. The transcript has 6 exons. The record is from RefSeq and is a predicted model, not a curated record. Gene Ontology annotation, biological process: regulation of DNA-templated transcription; DNA-templated transcription.